GGUGCUAGGCGGGCGGGCAGGCGAAGCAGCUGCAGAGAGAGAGAGAGAGAGAUAGAGAAAGAGAGAGAGAGAGAGAGAGAGAGAGAGAGAGAGAGCAGGGGGACGCUGAUAACAACGGACAGGCUCAUGUUGGGAAAGUCAGAAACGCAACAUUUGCCGAUAUGGUGAUUUGAUGUCCGAGAGAAAUAUCUACACCUGUAACCCUUUUCUUUUCGGUCGACUGCAUUCGCUGUGUUUUUUUUUUUUGUCACGCAUGCGUGGGAUUAUAUUUCACGUUCUGUCGACCUGAAAUGACUGCCGGUCGCCGCGUCUAGCCAAUGGUUACUGCGGGGGCUCCCGUCUUGUGGAUUAUCCGUCGUCGCCGAGCCAGUCGCAUGGUCGAGCCCGGAGGAGGCCCCGCUCUGCUGGGUGGAUGUGUGUGAGGCACCGCCGGACCCCGAGUGCUGAUGAGGACGGCGACGGUGACGAUGCUCGGCUCUCGUCGGCAGCGGGCGAACUGAUCUUGGAUGUUCGGGCGACGUCGCCCCGACACAACCCAUUUCCUCACGCGGCGAACAUUCUAUUGCUUAAAAACUGGACGCCCCUGGAGCAGUUUAUGACGACCCUGGUAGGAGCGUGAUGAGCGCACGCUUCCGCUUGCCCGCUGGCAGAUCCUACAAUGUCCGGGCGACGGAGCUGGAGCGAGACAGGCCGCACACACAGGUUGUGUGCAACGUACUGCUGCUGGACAACACUGUCCAGGCGUUCAAAGUCAGCAAGUCGGACCAUGGCCAGGUGUUGCUGGACGCUGUCUUUAAGCACCUGGAGCUGACGGAGAGGGACUACUUUGGGCUGCACUUGGCGGAUGACACCUCAGAUACACCACGCUGGCUCGAUCCCAACAAGCCCAUCAGGAAACAGUUAAAAAGAGGCUCUCCCCAUAACUUGAGCUUCAGAGUCAAAUUCUUUGUGACAGAUCCGGGUAAACUUCAGGAAGAAUACACACGGUACCAGUAUUUUCUUCAGACCAAGCAGGACAUUUUAACUGGAAGAUUGCCCUGUCCACACAACACAGCCGCACUGCUGGCGUCCUACGCUGUUCAAUCGGAGUUAGGGGACUACAGUGAAUCGGAGCAUAGUUCGGGCUAUCUGUCAGAGUACUGCUUCAUCCCUAACCCCCCACAAGACUUCCACAAAGAGGUCGCAAAACAUCACCAGCAGCACAGUGGUCUAUCUCCUGCCCAGUCAGAGUUUAAUUAUCUGAACACAGCACGCACGCUGGACCUCUACGGGGUAGAGCUGCACUAUGCAAGGGACCAGAGUAACACAGAGAUUCUCCUCGGUGUGAUGUCCGGUGGCAUUGUGAUUUAUAAGAACAGGGUACGGAUCAACUAUUUCCCAUGGUUGAAAAUAGUGAAAAUUUCCUUCAAGUGCAAACAGUUCUUCAUCCAGCUGAGAAGAGAGGCGACGGAGACCCGGGAGACGCUGUUGGGCUUCAACAUGGUCAACUACCGGGCCUGUAAGAACCUGUGGAAGGCCUGCGUGGAGCACCACACCUUCUUCAGGCUGGAGCGGCCCAUCCCACCGCAGAAGAACUUCUUUGCCCACUACUUCACCCUGGGCUCAAAGUUCAGAUACUGUGGACGGACGGAGGUGCAGUCUGUGCAGUAUGGAAAGGAGAAAGGCAUCAAGGACCGAGUGUUUGCCAGCAGGUCUCCCAGCAAGCCAUUGGCCAGGAAGUUGGUGGGCGGGACUGACUGGGAGUCGGUCAGCAGGAACAGCCUAUCAGACGAGAGACUGGAAACCCAGAGCCUGCCCACUCGCUCGCCGCCUGGGACACCUAAUCAAAACUCGCUGUUUGUACAAGAGGGCACGCGACUCCGCCCGUCAUCUGUCGGACACCUGGUCGAUCAUGUGAUCCACGCUUCACCCAGCCUGCCCGUUUUCUCCUCCUCCAAUCACAAGUCGGCAUCGUCCACGCAGGCCAACAGCAUCAGCCUGGACUCGACACCGUCUCCCGAGGGGUUGGACGGCCAGCCUCCAGCUCUGCCUCCCAAGCAGCUGAGCAGGAAGACCUUGAGCCAGAUCAUCCAGGCCCACUCUCAACAGAGCCUGCUGGACAACCACCUCAAUGAGAUGUACGACGUCCCCGUCAACGCUGACAAGACCACGGUCAGUGUGGCGACACAAGACGCAGAUGCUCAAAACAGAAUGCUGAAUGGAGUCGUCCCUCAUGACAAUUUGGUCCUGAUCAAGAUGAGACCUGAUGAACACGGACGAUUCGGCUUCAACGUGAAGGGUGGAGCUGACCAGAAGAUGCCUAUCAUCGUGUCCAGAGUAGCUCCCGGAACGUCGGCGGACCUGUGCGUGCCGCGCCUCAACGAGGGCGACCAGGUGGUCCUGAUCAACGGGCGGGACAUCUCUGACCACACCCACGACCAGGUGGUCAUGUUCAUCAAGGCCAGCUGUGAGAGCCACUCUGGGGAGCUCAUCCUAUUGGUCAGGCCAAACGCCAUCUACGAUGUGGUGGAGGAGAAGGCGGACUCGGAGCCAGAUUUUCAGUACAUCCCUGAGAAGUCCCCUCAGGACCCCACCCAGCUAGACCAGCAUGCUUUGAGGGACUCUAUGGUAGCACUGAAGGAAGGCCUGAUCAGCGGAGGCAUACUGGCCCAGUUCGAUCAACUGUACAGGAAGAGGCCGGGGAUGACCAUGCUGUGUGCCAAAUUACCUCAGAACGUUUCCAAAAAUCGCUACAGAGACAUCUCUCCUUACGAUGCCACGCGGGUGAUUCUGAAAGGCACAGAUGACUACAUCAAUGCAAAUUACAUCAAUAUGGAGAUUCCAGCCUCCAGUCUGAUAAACCGCUACAUAGCAUGCCAGGGCCCGCUGCCCAACACCUGCCCAGACUUCUGGCAAAUGACAUGGGAACAGGGUUCAUCCAUGGUUGUCAUGCUGACCACGCAGGUCGAGAGGGGGCGGGUCAAGUGUCACCAGUACUGGCCCAACCCAGACAGCGCCACCACCUACGGGAACUUCACAGUCACGUGCCACAACGAAGAGGGCAACUCUGCCUUCCUGGUCCGAGAGAUGACCCUCACGCACACGCAGAGUGAGCAGGAGAGAGAGCUGACUCAGAUUCAGUACCUGGCUUGGCCAGACCAUGGCGUCCCUGAUGACUCCACUGAUUUCCUGGACUUUGUGGCUCUGGUACGGACCAAACGGGCCGGACAGGACCACCCGAUGGUGGUGCACUGCAGUGCUGGAAUCGGUCGGACGGGGGUUCUUAUCACCAUGGAGACGGCGUUGUGUCUCAUGGAGUGCGGUCAGCCGGUGUAUCCUCUAGAUAUCGUCAGGACCAUGAGAGACCAGAGGGCCAUGAUGAUACAAACACCCAGCCAGUACCGCUUCGUGUGCGAGGCCAUCCUGAGAGUCUACGAGGAAGGUCUGGUCAAGCCACUCAAGACCUCCGUCUACCGGCAGAGAGAGAAGGCGAACGACCAGAGUGAGGAGGAGAGAGCGGAGCAGCAGAGAGCGGAAGAAGAGACGGAGGACGGCGAGGCGCCAGCGGUGGAGUUGCUGGAGGGAGGGCUGGAUGAAGAGGACGACGACGACGAGGAGGUGGAGGUGCUGGAUGUGGGCGAGGUGACAGAAGACGGCGAGGAGGAGGAGGAGGACGGAGAAGAAGAGGAGGAGGAGGAGGAGGAGGAGGAAGUGGAGGAGCCGAGCGUCGCGAGCGCCGUGAGCGCCACCAGCGCGACGAGCGAGACCAGCGUGAACCCUGACCCUGACCCUGACCCUGACCCCGCUAACCUGUGACAUUUGACCUGUAGGGGUCAUCAGGGGUUACUAGGAGUGCAGGUGGUCGGAGUGGAGAACAAAAGCACUGUUGCACUUUAUGCUGACGAAAAUGGAAAAACAGACAAACAAACGUGAAAAUCAUGGACAAGUUAGAAUUCAAAAAAAAAAAAAAAAAGAAAAGAAAUCCAGCUGUGUUGACUAGGUACCAUUAGGGAAUAUUUUUAUGUUCAGGGUAAAGAAAAAAAGUAUACAAAGACUGAAGAUAAAAGUAUGAGAGAGUAAAAUGUGGAUGGGUAAUUGCUGUAGUGCCAUAAGUAUGAAGGGGACGGGCUGCCCCCCGUGGAUGGAAAACGCCCCCUGCCCUUUUUAUCCCCCUCUUCUUUUUUCCCCCUCAAGGGUUGCCCUGUCCUCUUCCGAGUGAGGUCUGCCAGACGGACCUGCCUUUUUCUUUUCUUUUUUUUUCGUGUGUCCUUUUAGCUGAUAAAGAGAUAUACCUUAUCUUUUGUUCCUCAGAAAGAGUAUUUAUUGUGUUUUAGUUGGUGUCAAACCCUGUCCACUGAACAAAAAAAAGAAAGAAAACAACAAGUUGUAUGUUUUUGUUUGUAUGAGUGUAGGGCUUCACGCUUUCCUGAUUAAAUCUUAGGUAGUAAAGUAGUGUGGUUCCUCUUCUUCUAACUACUACUUUAUUUCUUUUUUGCUUUUUCUUGUUUGGGGGGGGGACAGUGAUUUAAUUUAUUGUACUUGGUUUUAUCUUUCUCUGCUUUCUUGUCUAAGUUUUUCUGACAGCGCAGACGGAUGGACGGCGGAGAGCACCUCGUAUCUCGCCUUCGCGUUGGAGGCUCCGUCCUGCUUUGUGCUGUGUUUUUUUGGGGGGGGUUUUUUGGGGCUUACGGACACACGUGCGCUAUGGAGUGGCCGUCGUUUGACGUGGAAAUAGAACUGGUUUACAAUCCUCAGGGCCCGUGUCUACCGGCCCCCUCCCUCUCACUCCUGCACGGGUCACAGCCGCCACUGUCGAGCUAUGAGCGUACGCACGCUGCGAUAUCGAAUUUAACCAUUCGAGCGGUGGAUCGGUUAUUUGAACUAAAGUCCCCUCACAUAGUCCCUGACAUCCAUUGACCACAAGACAACAAAGGCGCUGUGGUAAAGGAGAGGCCCCAGCAGACACACGGCCUCACUGAGGAUCAAUUUAAGCUACUUUGUUCAUGAAGCUAAGAAACGAGGCUGAGGUCGGUUCAUUUCUUUCUUCCAAUUCUUAUUCAGUUUUCGGGUUUUUUUCUCAUAGGUUUAAAAAAAUAAAUAGUUUAUUGGUGAACUGAUCUCAACCUUUUGUGUGAAUGCUAAAACCUUAACUUUUAUAGCUCCCUCCUUUGUCCUCCCCUCCUUUUUCUUUUCUUUUCUUUUUUUUGGACAUUCAGAGACUAAGAAUUUUGUGUUGGGGAGCAAAACCCACAUACCUGCUCACACCGAUGGCUCAUUGCUUUGUAUGAGCGAUUAUUAUUAUUAUUAUUAUUAUUAUUAUUAUUAUCAUGUGACCCAACAUUAAACCCAAUCAUUUGGUGUUUUGUUUUUUUCCAAGGAAAUAUGCUCAUGGAGUACUCUGUUUGGCAAUAAGCUCCGGCGGAGUCGAGAGGUCACUGGAGCGGAGCUUAAAACCAAUCGUUACUUAUCAGUUUUUAUCCAAAAUCUGUCGGGCGUGUCUGCGAGGGCACAGUUGACCGUUCGGAGAAGCAGCACAAACAGAACAGUCAACCAGUACUUUACCUUUUUUUUUUUAUUGAUCUUUCCCAGUGGUACUUCUUCAUUUUUAAAGCACGUGUUGUUUUUUAAGACGGCGAUGAUGAGAGAUUAAAUGAUGACUUGUAUUUUUAAUUCACAAAACCCAGCAUCAAAUUGCUUGUUGAGCCUUUUCUUUUUUUUUUUGUCUGAAGUACAGGUUGAGCUGUCAAUGUGUUUUUCGGUAUGGAAUGGAGUGUAGCCUCUUAAUAAUUUGAGAUAUUUGUCUUAUCGACUGCUUCAGUACCUGCUGUCAUCGGCUCCUACAAUGGACUCUGCUGGAAAAACCUACUGCUGUGUGUGUGUGCGUGUGUGUGUGUGCGUGUGUGUGCGUGCUUGCGUCCGUGUGUGCCUGUGUGUGUGUGCGUGUGUGUGCGUGCGUGCGUCCGUGUGUGCCUGUGUGUGUGUGCCUGUGUGUGUGUGUGUGUGUGUGUGUGUGUGUGUGUGUGCGCGUGUGUACAUACAACCUUGGAUUUGUCUUCAUCUCUCUCUGAACCCCUCCCUCUCUUCCUCUGCCAUUUCUCUGAAAUAUCGUUUUAUUUGUGCUGUCUGGUCUAAGCCUGCUUGUUCGUAAACUGGAAUGAAAGGUUGUGCCAUAAAGCCAUAAACCUAAUCGAAACCUGAUCUCGAAUUUUUUUGAAAAAAAUCCAAAAAGAGCCUUCGUGGGGAGUUGUGUGUUAUCAGGGCAGGCGAGGACGACCUCCCUGUCUCGCCUGUGAAACGACAGAAUUCAAACAGCGCUCAUACCUUCCCUUUUUAAAACCAGCCGAAUCAAACUCCCCCCCCCACCCCCCAGACACCUCUCUUUUGGAUCAUUAUACAUGGAUCCCACUCUCUGCAUGGCCUCAAGGUGAAUGAUACAUCAGAGCAGAUUACCAAUGGUACAGUUGUGCAGUUUCAAACAGCGCGGGGGGCUGAUGCUAUAGCCACUGAAUGACUUGUUUUAACAAAUACAUUGAACAAAAACACCAUUCAACCCCCAUUUGGCUUCUUCCCAUCAGUCUUUGUACCCGGCAACAGGGCUACUCAAAUCAAAAUCAAUCCCCCCCUUCAAUUAAAGUUCAAAAACCUUCUGACGGCUAACGAGAGAAAAAAGAAAAGAAAAUGUGGCCCCGCAGUGAAAAGUUGAUAAUUGAUAAGUCGGGGGGGCUGCCAGAGUUUCCAUCUGCACAAAAUGUCCAACAAUGAGCUGUCUGUGUUCCAAAGUGUUUCGAUGUUGACACAUAAUUGGUACUGUCUGUGCGUCUAGGGUACUGAUCAAAUGUAGUUCGGAGGCGUACCAGGCAUGGGGAGGGCUCGGGUUAGUUGUAUUUUUGUAAAGACAAAAACAGUUCUAGUCGGGCAGGGAAAGGACAGCACUUUGGAAAAGGCUUAGUGGCAUGUAGUGCUACUGGAAAAAGAAAAAAGAAAAAAAAGUUGGAGCAAUGUUAAAAUGAGUUGUUGAUGAGUUUCUGUUUUUAAUUUAUCGUUUUUAUUUUUGUUUGAAAGUAAGACACACGUAGGGGAACCAGAAAAAAAGAUAAAACAUCUCCUAACUACACAGUGCCACUUGUUAAUUUUUGUGUAAAUAAUACUAGACCAUGUAAAUACAAUGUUGUAUAUGAAAAAAAAUCUUUAAAAUAAAAGGGAAAAUCAUUUGUGAGCAGAAA
Messenger RNA from Scophthalmus maximus (turbot), 7202 nucleotides. It is a transcript of the gene ptpn4a, whose product is annotated as protein tyrosine phosphatase non-receptor type 4a. Lineage: Eukaryota; Metazoa; Chordata; Actinopteri; Pleuronectiformes; Scophthalmidae. The record is from RefSeq and is a predicted model, not a curated record. Gene Ontology annotation, biological process: protein dephosphorylation. The transcript has 27 exons. Gene Ontology annotation, cellular component: cytoplasmic side of plasma membrane; cytoplasm; cytoskeleton. Gene Ontology annotation, molecular function: protein tyrosine phosphatase activity; cytoskeletal protein binding. Bases 619 to 3795 code for a protein of 1058 amino acids.